Messenger RNA from Triticum dicoccoides, 1627 nucleotides. Its product is annotated as chaperone protein ClpB1-like. NCBI's taxonomy places the organism in Eukaryota, Viridiplantae, Streptophyta, Magnoliopsida, Poales, Poaceae. The transcript has 6 exons. Gene Ontology annotation, biological process: cellular response to heat. The record is from RefSeq and is a predicted model, not a curated record. Bases 1 to 1491 code for a protein of 496 amino acids. Gene Ontology annotation, molecular function: ATP hydrolysis activity; ATP binding. Gene Ontology annotation, cellular component: cytoplasm.
AUGGUCGCGGGGACUCAGUGGCGCGGCAUGUUCGAGCAGCGCUUGAAGAAUGCCAUCAAGCAGGCGGAGGAUGCGGCCGGAAAGAUGAUCCUCUUCAUAGACGAGAUGCACAUGAUUGUUGGUGCUGGUGACGAGGGCCGCACUGUGGACGCUGCCAACAUCCUCAAGCCGGCCCUGGCCCGUGGUCGCAUCCGUUGCAUAGGUGCUACCACAUCGAAAGAGUACCGAAAAUACAUAGAAAGGGAUGCGGCACUGGAGCGACGAUUUCAAAGGGUUGACGUCGAUGAAUCGAGCGUGCAGGCGACCGUUGCCAUCCUACAGGGGUUGAAGCAGCGGUACCAAGACCACCAUGGCCUGAUAAUUCAGGACGACGCUCUUGUUUCUGCUGCCCAGCUCGCUGACCGUUAUAUUACAGGCCGCCAAUUUCCUGAUAAAGCAAUUGAUCUAAUGGACGAGGCAUGCACUUCUGUGAAGUUGCGUCAACAAAAAAAAGUUAUAGAUAAAAAAACUAGCACUAUAAAUGCAGUGGAGGAGGUUGUCGGCCGAUGGACUAAAAUUCCGAUCACUACACUUGGCCGAGAGGAGAAGUUCUGCCACCUAGUAGACAGAUUGCAUGAGAGAGUCGUUGGACAAUAUGAAGCGGUUAAUUUGGUUGCGCAAGAAGUUCUACAUUCCAGGGUCGGCUUUGACGAAUCUGGCCAACCUAUUGGUGCGUUCCUCUUUUUGGGUCCGAUUGGUGUUGGAAAGACAGAGCUUACAAAAGCACUCGCCGAGAAGCUUUUUGACAACGAGAAGACGUUAGUCCGCUUUGACAUGUCAGAAUAUGCUGAUAGUGGAUCCGUGUCGCGUCUCAUUGGAGGGCCUGGAAGCUACCAGGAAGAUGGACAACUUACCGAGGAAGUCAGGAGCCGACCAUAUAGUGUCGUUCUUUUUGACGAGGUGGAUAAGGCACAUCCCUCGAUUUUCAAGGUUCUCAUUCAACUCCUCGAUGAUGGCACGUUGAUUGAUGGAAAGGGUCGGAACGUGUAUUUCAAGGACACUAUCAUAAUCAUGAGCUCUAAUCUUGGAGCAGAGAACCUGUCAGCUGGAAUGGGUGGAGAAAACAUAACAACUGCACGGGAUCUUCUCAUGAAACAGGUUGAGAAACGCCUUAAGCGCGAUUUUAUCAACAAACUGAGUGAAAUUGUGAUAUUUGAGCCACUUUCUCAUGACGAACUGAGGGAAAUUGUGAAAAUCCAGAUGAAGAGUGUCGUUGCUAUGGCAGCUAAGAAAGGCAUCUCUCUGUUUGCGACAGAUGCCGCCUUGGACAUCAUUUGGUCAGAAUCUCACGAUACGGUAAAUGGCGCGAGGCCUAUUAAGAGGUGGAUGAAGAAGAAUGUGACGAGAGUUCUUGUGGACAUGCUGGUCAAUGGAGAAGCGUGUCAAGGCUCAAUCAUCUGCAUCAAUGCCACCGACGACAAGAAGGGGCUGAAGUACCAAGUACUGAAGUAGCAGGAGGUGGCAGACCGAGGACAGCUAGAACUUGCCGUUUGCAUAGGCAACGGACAGAUUAGACCGAAUUAAUAUGUGUGUCUUUAUUACUCUUUAGUUAGCGCUUGUUUUGCGCGUUUACCUGUAGCAAAAUGGU